AUGAGCGUACUUCUCGAAACGUCUCUGGGCGACAUUGUCAUCGACCUCUAUACUGAGCUCGCUCCACGCUCUUGCACCAACUUCCUCAAACUGUGUUCGCAGCACUAUUACAAAUUCAAUGCAUUCUUCAGCGUCGAAAAGGACUUUCUCGCUCAGACGGGCGAUCCGACCAACACAGGCAAAGGCGGUUUCAGCAUCUGGGCACAAUUGCCGUCCACUUCGCGGGACCGCUCAACUGGCACCUACUUCCAUCCAGAGACUACGGGCGAUCAAUUAAAGCAUACCAAGAAGGGGACAGUCUCGUUUGUUUGCGUUCACGACAAGGGGAGCGGAGGCGAGGCGGAAGGAGCGGAUGCAAACGAUGAGCUGAUCGGAGGGUCGCAAUUCUUCAUCACGCUCAAGGACGGGAUCGACUACCUGGAUGGCAAACAUGCGCCAUUCGGCAUCGUGGUCGAAGGGCAAGAGCCCGGUGGAACACUGGACAAGAUCAACGAGGCUUAUACCGACGACAAAAAAAGGCCGCUCAAGGACAUCCGCAUCCGACACGUUGUUGUCCUCGAAGAUCCCUUUCCUGACCUGGACGGCCUCGUUCCACCCUCACGAUCGCCCUCGCCCACACCAUCACAAGUCCGUGCGCUCCGACUCGCCGAUGACGAGAACCUCUCCGAAGAGGAAGACGACGCCGAAAAGGAGGAGCGUCGCCGCAACGCCGACACCAAUGCUGCAGCCCUGACGCUCGAGAUGGUCGGCGAUCUGCCAUUUGCCGAAAUCCGCCCUCCCGAAAACAUCCUUUUCGUGUGUAAGCUCAACCCGGUGACUCGCAGCGACGAUCUGGAGCUCAUCUUUUCGCGCUUUGGCAAGAUUCUCUCGUGCGAAGUGAUCAAGGAUAAGAAGACGGGCGAUUCGUUGCAGUAUGCGUUCAUCGAGUUUGACAAGAAGGACGACGCCGAGCGCGCGUACUUCAAGAUGCAGAAUGUGUUGGUGGAUGAUCGGAGGAUUUGGGUGGACUUCUCCCAGAGUGUCAGUCGUCUGCAUGGCGAUUGGGUGAAGAAGAGGAAUGGCGGGAGGGAGGCGCCUAAGGGACAUUACAAGUGGGGAGGCGAUUCGAAUGGGUCCAGUGGGCCUGCGAGGGUCGAUUCGUAUCGUCCUAGGGAGGCUGGGCAUCGAGACGGUGGAAGCGGUGGACGCAAACAACAGGAUCAGCAUAGAGAUGCUGGCCGAAAUUCGUCGCAUUGCGAUGACGAUCGCCGACGAGAACGAGAAAGCGGUCAGGACCACCGAGAGAGACGAUACUAUGUCAGAGAAGAAGAUGGACGUGACCGGGCUCACAAGCGGUCAAGACGAGAAGAAGACGACGAUCGUUCAAGGCACGGCCGAGGACCGUCCUCUUCCACCGCGCGCUCCGAACGUCCCAGCGCCGGUUAUUCGGAACGAGAAUCUUCGCGUUACGAUCCCGGCCACGAUCGCGACAGAAUUCAUCGCCACGAGGGUGGACGACCUUCCGACGAACGUCGAAGUCGCGAGGACAGGCAGUCGCACAGGAGACACGACGAAGACGAUGAGGGUAGGCAUCAUCGCAAGUCUUCAUCUCGUCGAGACGAGCCGAGGCACUCUGAAGCAUCGCAUCGUCGUCGAGAUGACUGUGAGGAGCGCGAUCGGAAUCGGGAUCGCCAUGAUCGCGGGGGUGUGGCACGAAAUGCGAUCGACAUGAACGCUUCACCCCAUACCAAGUCCAGCGCAAUCGCUCCUUCACCCACCUCUGCCUACUUCCCUGGCUCUUCUUCGCGUCGCGGCAGCGCUUACGCUUCCAACGCCGGCGCCGAAGAUGACGAGGCACUCGACGAGAUCCGCAGAUACGAGUCCUUCUCCACCGUCGACUGGGUCGUUGACAGCACGCGAGAGCGUAACCGUCUAGCGCGCGAACGUCAGGCUGCCUCGGCACAUUUCGUCUCUUCCUCCUCCUCUUCUUCCAACUCACACCUCGCGAAUGGAUCGAGUCGAUGCAAUGCAGAUGCUGCUUGGGGCCACGUUGGAUUCGGGAGGGGAGGUGUGCCGCCUCGUUGGUGGUCGAGAGGCCCGUGGGGCAGAAGAGCCUGGCUGCUGUGGGGCAUCAUCAAGAGCGCGUUGUCCGCGUUUACCGAUAGCGGCGUCAUCGUGCUCGUCGGCAUCCUCAUCGGUCUCAACAUGGGUGUCAUCAGCUUGGCAACCGAAUGGGCAUCCGAUCUCAAGCAGGGUUACUGCAGUUCCGGAUGGUGGCUCAACCAAAAGUUCUGCUGUUGGGAGAUGAUGGAUCAGGCCGGUCCUGGUGGUGCUCCUCUUCCGGCUGCGGCAAAGGCCUUGGCAACCGCAACCGUCACCGUCACCGCAUCGGAUCGAGCAUCUACAUCUACAGAUGCUGCAGCACUUCUUGCAUCCUCUGCGGCAGCAAACGUCGCUUCUGCCCUCCCUACAACGGUCCGAUUUGUAGCACGGGAAGCCUACAACUUGACAAUACGUGACGUCCCGCAUCGUGCCUUGUGGUCCCGAUCCACGCCCGAGAUCUUACACGACGGAUUUGGAAUCGGUUUGCAACUGCUCUCUCGGGCUGACAAAGCUGCUGGUGGCGCUGGCGACUUGAGCGAAACAUGCACCGAUUGGGUCCCCUGGUCGCAAUGGACCUUCCCUGCGUGGAUCGUCUACAUCCUCUUUGCGGGUCUGCUUUCCUUUGUGUGCGCACACCUCGUCAAGUCCUUUGCGCCAUACGCAGCUGGCAGCGGUAUCUCGGAGAUCAAGUGCAUUCUUGCCGGAUUCGUCAUCAACGGCUACCUCGGCUUCUGGACACUUGCCAUCAAGAGUCUCACGCUGCCUCUCGCCAUCGCAUCUGGUCUCAGUGUGGGCAAAGAAGGUCCUGCAGUGCACGUGGCCUGCUGCAUCGGCAAUGUGGUGGCGAGCUUCUUCCGCUCCUUCAAUCGCAGUCAGGCGAAGAUGCGUGAGCUGCUGACUGCUUCUUCGGCUGCGGGCGUAGCGGUCGCUUUCGGCUCGCCCAUCGGUGGCGUGCUCUUCUCGCUCGAGGAGAUGGCAUACAACUUCCCCGCUUCCACCAUGUGGCGCUCCUUCCUCUGCGCCCUUGCAGCCACCGUCACGCUUUCGUUCAUGAACCCGUUCCGAACGGGCAAGCUCGUCCUCUUCCAGGUCUCGUACGAUCGGGACUGGCACUACUUUGAGAUCAUCUUCUACAUUCUCAUCGGUGUCUUUGGCGGUCUUUACGGCGCCUUUGUCAUCAAGUACAACUUGCAGGUGCAGUCGUUCCGUAGGAGCUAUCUUGCGAAACAUGGUGUGAGCGAGGUGGUGGUCCUUGCGACGUUGACGGCGUUCAUCGGGUAUUUCAACAAGUUCUUGCGCAUCGACAUGACCGAAACGCUCGAGAUUCUGUUCAGGGAGUGCGAGGGUGGUGGCGACUACGAUAAUCUGUGUCAGAGCUGGGCACAGUGGCGUAUGGUCAACUCGCUUCUGCUUGCGACGGUGCUGCGCACGGCGUUAGUUAUCAUCUCAUACGGCUGCAAGGUACCCGCGGGAAUCUUUGUGCCAUCCAUGGCCAUCGGCGCCACCUUCGGCCGCAUGGUUGGGAUCCUUGUCAAAGCGCUGUACAACACAUUUCCGCACUGGUCGCUGUUUUCCGCCUGCCAACCCGACGUGCCCUGCAUCACGCCAGGCACGUACGCAUUCCUUGGUGCCGCAGCCGCUCUCGCCGGAGUCACGCGCAUCACGGUCGCCGUUGUCGUCAUCAUGUUCGAGCUCACCGGUGCGCUCACUUACAUCUUGCCCACCAUGAUCGUCGUCGGUAUCACCAAGGGUGUCGCAGACUGGUUCUCCAGAGGCGGCAUUGCCGAGCAGAUGAUCAAGUUCUCCGGCUAUCCGUUCCUCGACAAGGACGACCACAGCUUUGGCAUUCCCGUUGCGGAUGUGAUGAGGGUCAACCCGGACGUGCUGUAUGCGGUGGGGAUGAAGCUCGAGGAGCUCGAGAGCAAGAUGAGCUAUGGCACUUACAAGGGCUUCCCGCUCGUGCAGAGUAAGGAGGAUGCGACCCUGCUUGGCUAUGUAGGCAAGGUCGAGCUGCGGUAUGCGAUCGGGAAAGCGAGACGGGCACGCGCGCUCAGUGGGGAGACCACGUGCUUGUUUAGUGUCGGCCCGAAUGCGGUGCGGGGCGGCGAUGGGGACGGAGAACGGGAUGGACCGCGCCACCAGCAGCAGGAUCUGUUGACCGUAGCAUCUCUGCCGACGACGGCAGCUGCGGACCGAGCGGUUCGCGAAGACAUCCUGAGUCGGCUCAGUGGCGGCGCCACGGGAGCAGGGUCUGCGCUCGGGCUCGGCGUAGGAAGCGGAACACCCGACGGGACUCGAGCAUCCCAGCGUCGACGCGAAGCUGAAUCGCUCAUUGGCAAGCUCGAUGGCGACGAAGACGACGACCGUGACGAUGACCCCGACCGAGACAACACCGCUUCUGCUCCACGACGCGUCGACGACGACGACGAGGAUGACGACCCAAUCCUCGGCGGUGCCGGAGGCGGAGUCGACGGCGAAGGCGAGUCGGACCUGCUCGAGCUCGCAGGCUGGGUCGACCCGACCCCGCUCAUCGUCCAACCGGGCAUGGCGCUCGAAACCGUCAUGGACAUGUUCAAGAACCUCGGUCCGCGCGUCAUCCUCGUCGUCGAGUACGGCAAGCUCUCCGGUCUCGUCACGGUCAAGGAUGUGCUCAAGCGCAUCGCCAUGCAUGAGAAAGCCGAGGCGGCUGCGGCGCGGUCUGCCACCACCCUGCCGACGCACAGUGUGACUGCGGAAGGGUUUGGGGGCGGUGAGCUGGAGGUUCUGCUCAAAGAGGCGUACGAGUGGGCGCAGGAUCGAUGGGCCGUCGUCGCGCCGCACGCGGAUCGACUGGGGGCGAGGUUGGGGUUGGGGACCGGGAGGAGGAGGGGACGCGGACAGCAACCGCCAGCCGAGGGGAGGUAUGCGCAUCUGGACACGGACGAUAGAUACAACGAUGCAGAAGACGAUUCGCAGGGUGCGGCUAUGGGUGCUCCGUCGAGCAGCCAGCAGCAGCAGAGGCAGAAAAGGACUCCCGCCGAUCAGCAGCAGUUUGUUUUGGGCGCUGAUGACGAGGACUGA
Sporisorium graminicola is the source of this 5142-nucleotide messenger RNA. RefSeq lists its product as uncharacterized. The transcript has 2 exons. The record is from RefSeq and is a predicted model, not a curated record. Gene Ontology annotation, molecular function: voltage-gated chloride channel activity; peptidyl-prolyl cis-trans isomerase activity; RNA binding. Gene Ontology annotation, biological process: protein peptidyl-prolyl isomerization; intracellular iron ion homeostasis; chloride transport. Lineage: Eukaryota; Fungi; Basidiomycota; Ustilaginomycetes; Ustilaginales; Ustilaginaceae. Gene Ontology annotation, cellular component: membrane; early endosome; endoplasmic reticulum. Bases 1 to 5142 code for a protein of 1713 amino acids.